This is a messenger RNA of Haliotis rufescens (red abalone), 2690 nucleotides long. RefSeq names its product oxidoreductase NAD-binding domain-containing protein 1-like. NCBI's taxonomy places the organism in Eukaryota, Metazoa, Mollusca, Gastropoda, Lepetellida, Haliotidae. The transcript is spliced from 7 exons. Gene Ontology annotation, cellular component: mitochondrion. Bases 262 to 1143 code for a protein of 293 amino acids. Gene Ontology annotation, molecular function: oxidoreductase activity. The record is from RefSeq and is a predicted model, not a curated record.
GUAUGGUUCAAUUGGAAGCGAAUGAAAACUAUUUUACAACAUCUUCUGUUGUGUUUUAAUAAUAUAAUUAUUUAUAUGGCAGCAUUUCCAUCGUCGAUGCUGUCAUUAUGAAACGUGAACAUAAAUUCGACCUUGACAUUUAUUGAGCCUAGCAGUCAAAAGCGUCUGCACGGCAUUUGUCCGAGGCUAUAUUUAAAAGCCCAGUAGUUUUAGUGGUUAGUUGGACCUCGUGACCUCUGAACCAAAUGCUAAAUACUUAGCAUGGUAUUGCGAUACGUAUGUCGCAUUAGGUGUAGAUACAAGCAGACAAUACAGCGACAUGUAAUGAUGUCAUCCGCUACACCAACUACAGACCAUCUUCAGAGAACAGCUGACAAUACAAGACAAAAAGUGAUGUCUCCUGCCACUGUGAUGAACAUCCAAGACGAGUCAAGCACUGUCAAAAGUCUGGACCUGAAGAUCCAUAAUGAAGACUUCAGCUUUAAGGCAGGUCAGUGGGUGGAUAGCCACAUCCCUGGUGUAGAUACAGUAGGGGGCUUCUCCAUGUGGUCGUCACCGGGUCUGCUACAUAGGGACGGGAUGCUGCAACUGGCCGUCAAACGCAGCCCUCAUCCACCUGCACACUGGGUGCAUACAAAGUGCAAGGUGGGGGCUCAAGUGGACCUGCGUGUGGGUGGCGACUACUUCUAUGACCCUCAGCCAGGCGAAGAGCCUCCCACAAACCUGCUGCUGGUAGCGGGUGGGGUCGGGAUCAACCCCCUCAUGAGUAUGCUGAGCCACGUUCAUGAUCUGCAGCAGAUGGCGACGACACGCAGCAUGUGCCCAAACAAGGUCAUCCUCAUGUUCAGUGCCAAAACCAAGGAGGAACUUUUGUUUAGGAAAAGAAUUGAUGAAUUAUGCAAUAUGAAGUCAAACAACAUGUCAUCAAUGUAUUUCAUCACAGAGGAGACAGCUGGGAAAGGAGACAACACUGUUUACAGUCGAAUCAAAGAGCAGCACAUACAAGAAGUGACGGACAGGUUGAAACAAGGGAAGGUGGAGUGCUACCUGUGUGGUCCAUCCCCCAUGAUAGCAAGUAUAGAAACAAUGCUUAAGGCUUGUGGCAUCACUGAACCCAGCAUUCACUACGAGAGAUGGUGGUAGAUGCUCUGGGAUUGUAUAUUGGAGGAGUAUCAUGGCAUUAUGGAAUUCCUAUGGUAUGUUUUAUUGAGUUUUAAGCACAUAUCAGUUGUGCCCUUGACAAAUGUAGUGAUAAUUCCAAUGAAGUGUUGCUGUAUUUGUCAUAGGAAUUUCCAUGAAGCCCUCAAAAACCUGAAUAAAAUCUGUGAUCACUGAGCAGUCUCAAUUUUUAUUGAUUUACAAUUUCAGGUUUUCAGGUAACUGUAGUACUUUUCCCUUGAUAAUUCAGGGUGGAACUGGUCCCUGUACUGCAUGCUUGUGGUUAGAGUAACUACGAAAUCAUUGCUUUUACUGCUCUGCUAUUACUGUUGGAUAUCUAGUGGUCGCUGACACAUAGCUACGAUUCACGCCUUCAUAAGCUUCUUCUUCAGUAGAUGUUGAAUUUGCACCGUCCUUCACCAGCUCCGUCACUGUACCUUACAGAAUAUCAUUUAACCAUAUACCCCCUUGUUCCCGAACCACUUACCUUCAAGUUCACCCAGUAUUUCAACUGAAAAUGAAUUUUGUCAAAAGGACUGCACCUGUCAAAACAAAGGGGUCGAGUUUACUGUUGGGCCAAUGUGUCUAAAAUUCGUAACCUCGACAGAGACAGCAAACUCACAAAACUCAACUCCUUUCCUACUGCAACAGGAAUAAUAGUAGAUUAUAUGUGGAUACAGAACACCCCCCCACCACCUCCCAUGGGGUGUCUAUGAUGUCAUUGACCUAUGACCUCCAUAUGACCUGCCCUUGACCUCUGACCUCAUUUGAUAUUUGUGAGGUCACACUAUUGUCCUUAGGUCAACAGGGAGUUGAAUAGGUACUGUAGUCAAUCGCACCUCUGUCAAUAAGGUAUUGAGACCGAAUUGAAUAGCUAUUUUAGGGGAGUUGACAGAAUAACUCAUUAAUAUGCAAAUGUAUGCAUGACGUCACAGGUCAAGUAGGUUAAUAAAGGGUCAACUGACCAGAUGCAACCAUGCAAUUAAUUACUUGACCAUUCGUUUACCGUAGAACACGGGAUAGUAAUGAAUGUCCCUAUAUGGAAAUGUUACUACGACCGGGGUUGGGUUGGGUCUUGACGCAGAAUGGAACAGGUUAAUGUAGAAAGAUCUCCCAGAUAUUCAGUUACGUUAAUAAAGGGUCAACUGAUCGGAGGCAAUCAUACAGUUAAUUACUUGACCAAUCGUUAAACGUAGAACAACACGUGUCUAAACACAAGGUGGCGGACGUUGGCAUGCACGCUCACAGGCGUCACGUGACCUCGGUCAGACUUAAAUUUGUCUGAUACAGACUAUACUAGACUCCGUCCGACAAGUUAAACGCUUGACUGCACCCUAUACCAUGGCCAGCCACCCACCUGUAGAUGAUAUAGUCCGUUCUACAUAGCGUAUACAUUUGUAAACACAUCCAACUAAGCCUUAUCUUUCUUUCUUUUUUCCCCUUGGAAUUAGACACAGCAUAGUUUUGAAGUACAAUGGGAAACGGCGUAGUGUACCAACUUAUUAUUUUAAUAAAUUGAACCUUGAUACUUU